This is a messenger RNA of Populus nigra (black poplar), 1176 nucleotides long. RefSeq names its product ethylene-responsive transcription factor ERN1-like. Gene Ontology annotation, biological process: regulation of DNA-templated transcription. Gene Ontology annotation, molecular function: DNA-binding transcription factor activity; DNA binding. Lineage: Eukaryota; Viridiplantae; Streptophyta; Magnoliopsida; Malpighiales; Salicaceae. The record is from RefSeq and is a predicted model, not a curated record. The transcript has a single exon. The coding region runs from base 1 to 1176 and encodes 391 amino acids.
AUGGCGAGGAAGAGAAAGGCAGGUGAGGGUGAAGAAGAGAGGGUAAGCAAUGAUGGGAACGUGGGUUGGGACCAAAUGAUGGAGGAGGCUGAAUCACUCCAUGGAGUUCGGAGAGCUCGAAAACGAUACCUUGGGGUGAGGCAGCGGCCGUCAGGCCGAUGGGUGGCAGAGAUAAAAGACACAAUUCAGAAGAUUAGAGUGUGGUUGGGGACUUAUGAUACUGCUGAGGAAGCCGCAAGGGCUUAUGACGAGGCAGCUUGCUUGCUCCGUGGAGCUAAUACUCGGACAAAUUUCUGGCCUUGCUCCCCGUCUUCUCAUUCAAAGCCAGCUCUUCCCCCAAAGAUUGUCAACCUCCUGUUACUUAGGAUUAAAGCUAGACACAAUUCACUGACACAGGCCACUACUUUCCCUGUUAACCAACAGGAGCAAGAAGCCAGAGAACAGGAAAACCAGUUCGACCAUUUCUUCGAAAUGCCUGGAGAUAUCAGCAUUGUUGAAAAUAGUGAUACUGCUAAUAGCACUGCUGAUACUAUGACUAUCAGCGAUCACACGAGUGGUUUCUUUGAAUCACGUUAUGUUACAGAAGAUCAUGGGAGCACAAGCACAUUUGAAGUGGAUGAUAGUUGGAGUAAUGUUGAUGGCAGUGGUCAAGGUGGACAGGAAGAAGGGAGAGGAGAAGAAGAGAUUGAUAUGGGGCUGAUUGAUUUUCAAUUUGAUGAUGCAUUAGGAUCAUCUUUCUACCAUUCUCCAUUUGAUAUAGCACAGGAGAUGAUGGAGCCAAUGGAGCAGGAACAUCAUGGGGAUGAGCCACCAAUGAUUAGAGAGAUCAUGAAGCGGUGGAAGCACGAACGGAAGUUCUCAGCUUCUCUUUAUGCCUACAAUGGGGUAUCCGAAUGUUUAAGGCUGGCAUUCAGACCAGGAAUGCCAGCGAUGGCAAAUGGUGGGUAUGAGUUGCCAUCUAACCUUGGGAUCAAUAGUAAUAACAACGAGGAGGAAAAGAGAAGAGAUGACACGGGAAAGGAUGCCAAAGAGGAGGUGCAAGAAGAAGUCGAGAUUCCACAAACACCAACAGAAAAGGGGUCCUCAUCUUCUUCCUCUUCUUUGAGCAAGGAAGAUGGUGAAUUGUCUCUCUGGAGCUCGCUCGAUCUUCCUCCUAUCUGCUUCAAUAAUAUUUAG